GUGUGUUUUGGUCGCCGCCGAAAGGUGCUUCCACAGGAAGCGGAUGCAUCUCGCUUGUCACCGGUCAAAAUUCCGAUUAUUCGUCGCGCGUUGCCAAUUACAGAAGUCACAAAGUUGCGCGCGAUCGAAGAAACACGUUCCAAACCACCUGUGAAGACAAAGUUCGACGCCUGGAACCGACGACCAAUGACCGUGUUUCGAGGAGAAGUGUCGCGCGUUUGUUCGACACAGUGUUGUUUAAAAUUACGCACGCGAGUUUAAAAAAAGUGCACAUUUCAACAUUGAUGCGUCGCGUAAAAUUGCAUCGACUCGCGCAAAGCCGACACGCAAUUUGAUUACGCCAAAAAACGAGCGAUUUUAAACCACCUGUUAAAAAACAUAAUCGAAAAUGUAUUAACGAGGCAGUGCGCGAGGGCGACCGAGAAUCGCCGGUAGCUCUUUAUAGAAGCUCAAUCGGUCCGAUCGCAAAGUUUAGCGCGUAGCGCCCGCGGGAGCGAGAGUAUGUGUGUGAUCGAGGAAACUUGGCCAAUUAUGUUAAACCAUCCGUGACACAGACUAACUAGCCAAUAAUUUAUCAGGAAACGAUUUUCGAACUUGACUGUUAUAAACUGUACCUUAUAAUUCUCCGUGUACCUUUGAACUCGAUCAUUUCGAUAUUAACGAAUCCGUAUUUGGCGGAGCGAGUUCGUCGCAUAAAAGACGUGAGACAAAAUGUCAGAUGUACUAAAUAGAGUUGUCGUGUUUUUCUUUAGUGAGAAAAUUUUUACUUAACAUAUAUUAUUAAAAAAACAAAUAAUAGAAAGAUACGCGCAGUUGAUUAAAAAAAAACUGACGCACAAAUGGCGCAGUUUUUCUGUUUAAAACGGAGAGCCGCGAAGAUACGUCGAAGGUGCAAGAAAGUUAAUUAUUUUAAUCACGCUAAAACGUAAUAUAGUUUCCGUGACGGCGAAUUCUCUUCUAGUCUAUCUUUAUAUGACAAAAGAUAAACAUUUCAUUCGGGGGCUUUUCGCCGAAUUGUCAGACACUUUUAUCGUCUGAGCCCCAUUCGAUCGCGAACGUUAAACGGAGCUUCGUUUUAAGUGAAGAAGCCAAUCAGAACAUUUCGCGGAGCGAGCAAUUUACUCGCGAUCCAUCUAUAUUCAAAAGCUCUUUUCGAUGUGUCGCGUCACGUUAAUUAAUAGUGAACGUAUCUCGACGGCGAACUUGAUGAUGUCGCUUGUAUACAACAUUUCCGACUCGGCGAGAGUAGUGAGAUCUCUUACCUUGACACUCGCGAAACGGUCAAUCGCGGGAUUCACGUUGCCGGACACAACGUGGUCUGCGAUUUCUCAUGGAUUUUUUCGAGCGGCAAUUUUCCGACACUCGGCAGAACUCGUUGCCGAGCCGCACGAGGUUCCGAAAUUCGUUGCGACGCGACCGAAAAAGUUGCCGACGUAAACAUUGAAAUUCUUUUAUCCGAAAACGCGAGAGGGAGAUUUAACGUGUUUUGCGAUCGCUCGCGUGUACAACCUGUAAAUACGUAAUUUGAACCCGAGUGGGGAAAUACCGUAAACUACCACACACCACCCCCGCAUCUCCCGAGUGAGCGAGAGAUGCGCGAUCGCGAGGGAAUGCAGGAGUAGCUUGUCGAAAAAAAAAAACCAAAUCGAAAAAAAGAGUCGGCGUACGAGUAAACGAAGAAAGGUGCAUUCUGCUUCUCUUUCUCGCGCUCGAGAAAUAUGUUGACGACGAUGUCUACCGUCGCGUUUGAAUUGAACUCGUCCUAUUACACGACAGCGGUCGGCAACAGUGCGCUCAAUGGAUUUUCAGUAAUCGAACCGGAGAACACCACUUACGCGCUGUACAUGUUGCCUGCGUACAUUCGAACAACAUCGAUGGUUGUGUGCAUCACCGUGAUGGUGUUGGGAAUAAUCGGAAAUCUUAUGGUGCCCUUGGUCGUUCUACGGAGCAAGGACAUGAGGAACAGCACCAACAUUUUUCUCGUGAACCUCAGUAUUGCCGAUCUGGCUGUGUUGCUGAUUUGUACGCCGACAGUUUUGAUUGAAGUCAAAUCUGGGCCAGAAAUAUGGCCGUUAGGGGAGCACAUGUGUCGAGCUGUACCUUUUGUAGAACUCACGGUGGCUCAUGCAUCCGUGCUGACGAUUCUCGCAAUUUCUUUUGAACGGUAUUACGCCAUUUGCGAACCUCUGCGCGCGGGGUACGUGUGCACAAAAGCGAGAGCAACGUUUCUUUGUUUUGUGGCGUGGGUGACGGCGGCAGUUUGCACCAGUCCGAUUCUGCUCAUGGUAACGUACGAAAUUGAGAGGAAAGCAGACGGAACGUUCACCCCAAUCUGCAGUACGCCCGCAUCGACGACCUGGAUGACGUGUUUUCUCGUAACGACGAUCGUGGGAUUCUUCGUUUUGCCGCUCUUCAUUUUGAUAUUUCUUUACACCGUGAUCGCGAAGCAUCUGAUGGCAAAUCCGACGAUAAGUCGGGGACCGGCGAACAAUCUGCUCAAAUAUCGGAAACAAGUGGUCAUGAUGCUGGGCACGGUGGUUCUUUGUUUCUUUCUGUGCCUGUUACCUUUCCGAGCCUUCACUCUCUGGAUCAUCAUCGUGCCGCCAAAGAUGGUCGUUUCGCUCGGUAUUGAAAGCUAUUACAGUUUGCUGUACUUUUGCCGCGUAAUGAUUUACGUGAACUCGGCAAUCAAUCCGAUCGUUUACAACGCGAUGUCCUCGAAAUUUCGAGAAAAUUUUCUUAAACUGUGCUGUCUGAAACGAACGAAACGGAAGAAGAAGAAAACGUCGGGACGCACCCCGACUUACACGACCGGUUCGACCAAUUGCAGCAGCAGUCACUCGGAUUUCUGGCGCAGACACAGCAGCAACAGCAAGAGCUGCGGCGUGAAGGUACCGAGCAAUGAGCACGCGGAAAAUCAGAUCAAGUUGCCUUUAUUUACGGCUGUCGUAGCCGGAAGUAUCGUUAGCAAAAAGCAGGAGAGCUACGUUUAAGCGGGCUCUCGAGCUGUUCUCUCUCAAUACACAGCCGGGAAACUCUGUCUUGAUUUUUUAUCGCAUUGUGACAACACACGGCAUCUGUACACGCGUACACGAUUGAAUUUCGUAAAGUAACUGAAUUGUAGAACGUUUGUUUUUUUUUUUGUAGCGACAGAGAUAAUAAGAUUUAAUUGUUAGUAACUAAAUGUUUAUACUAAAAAUGUGUGCUAGUAUACGUGCUUGUUAUAGCGACAUAGACAGAAAAAUUCACGCGGUACAAGAAUAAUUGUAGUAAACGUUCGUUCAUUGUGACGAGAUAACUUUUGGUUCCUCGAUUUUGUAUGUGAUACAAACGCGCGCAUUGUAAAUAACGCAUUUAUACACGCAAAUGCUGUGACACAAUAAUUAAGUAGAAACAAAAUUUUCUUCGGCAAUUCGCGCAAAUUCGUAGAAAAAAUGAAGUGUUUGCGUACGUGUCUUUUGUUUUGCUACAAAAAAAAAACGCGUCAACAAAUGUGGCAAA
Pseudomyrmex gracilis is the source of this 3501-nucleotide messenger RNA. RefSeq names its product growth hormone secretagogue receptor type 1 (gene ETHR). The record is from RefSeq and is a predicted model, not a curated record. Gene Ontology annotation, cellular component: plasma membrane. Gene Ontology annotation, biological process: G protein-coupled receptor signaling pathway. Gene Ontology annotation, molecular function: G protein-coupled receptor activity. The transcript is spliced from 6 exons. The coding region runs from base 1719 to 2993 and encodes 424 amino acids. Lineage: Eukaryota; Metazoa; Arthropoda; Insecta; Hymenoptera; Formicidae.